AUGAAGGAUGUGAACAAUAGUUUAACUCGCCACAGAAAUGGACAUAAUUAUAACACCAAGCACAAAAACGAUCUUAAGCGCCCAACGCCUAAAACUGAAAAUGUUUGAAACAUACUCAUGUACUCUAUUCUAAAGCAAAUUUAUGGAACAUCCUGGCUGACGAUAUUAAAGUAUUAUUUGAAAAUUGUUUUAACUUAUUAGGUAUAUAUUAACUCUUAUAGGUAUAUUGUUAAUACUUAAUUUAAUUAUUCUAUAUAUUUUAAUGUGAUAUAAUAUUUAUUCCUAGAUAUAUUCCUAGUUAUUAACACUUGCAAUCAAUUCAGUUGUUGGAAUGAUAGAAAAGCUGUAAUAAUAGUAGGCUAUAUUAAAAGGUACUAUAUAUAGUGGCUUGUGAUUAAAAAGGUUCACUGGGUCUGCGAAGAGCAGUAUUUUACUGAUUGUAUAUAAUCCCUGCAUGUGUAAAUACAGCUUCUAUUCUAUAUUCUAUUCUAUUAAAUUCUAAUAAAAUUUAAAGUAGUUUAUUUUGAUAUAUCAUAUCUGCAAAAUGGGAAAUUUAUAAUCAGUUUGAUCAUCUGAUUAUCAAUUUCCCGUUUGUAAUGCAAAAUGACUGAAAAACGGCAAAUUUCGCAAGGCUAUAUUAUCCGCAUUUUACAACAUUUCGCCAUGAAACUUUGGAAUAUUACUAAUUUUGUGAUGCUCUUUCAAGCUGUGAUGAAGUUUUUGUCCAGGCAUAUCUAGAUCAAAAUUUCACUCGUGUUAAAGAGGAAAGGUCUAUUGACGAGACAAGAAUUGGAGUUAUAGGAUUAAGAUUAUGUGAAGCCUAACUAUGAGGGGCUAGAGUAUGUCAUCAUAAUCUAUAACGUUCUCUUAUUUUGCCACAAAUUUUAACAGAAACAUAAAACUCAAUUGCAGUGUUCGUGGGUUUUGCUGUAACUCUUGCCAUCGUGCUUUUCGUCUUAUUUGUAAUUCUGAUAAUAUACAAAAGACGUCUCCAGGCCUCGAAGUUACCGAUUUCCGUGGACAGAGUUGGAAUAGAGAAUCAAGCAAUAGAGGCAGAAACAGAAUCACCGCCAAUUAAUAAUCAGGUAUCUGAACAUAACAUUGAAUUGUUUAUUUCAUAACAAAACAGGCCUGCUCUAGAUCUUCAAUCGCAUUAUCUCACAGCGAGUUGGGGGCAAGUAACAAGUCCAGAAUUCUUUGUCUGCCAUCACGUGACUUUUCUUCCAAAUGACGGGCAAUGAAACAACUUGUGGACAACUUUUCUCCUAUAUCAGAAUGGUUGUAGCAAGAAAAAUUGAACGGUAAUCAUCUUUUGAGUCUUAAACUUUCUCUAAACUCGAUCAAUACAUUAAAAUAGACAAAGAAUAGGCUUGAAAACACGUCGUCUUUUUCAUCGCCGAGUUCCCGUUUCUCCGUAGAAAACUCAGAUCUAGUAAGUAAACCUUAACUAAACUUUCGUUUUUAUAUCGGAUAGCGUCAUCACUUUGGAAUCAUUAUUUCGAGAGUAGUAUAGGGGUCAGGGGAGAGCCUUUACCGUUCAGUGUUACUCAUUUUGUGGAAAUCAAACUUCGAUCACAGAGAUCGGAAAGACACAUACACUAACCACUGCGACACUAACACUCUAUAACACAAUAUUUCCUGCGUUUUUAAUCACAACAAUUGUUAAUACAGGGGUUAGAUCAUGCUGGUACAACUGGUAGCAGAACAGCACGGUACGAAGACGCCAAAUUCAUUUCACCACUUCCUGUUCAUGUCAACCUUAACAGAAACCGACCUGACGGAAGGGAAACGGCAAAUUCUGAUCGUAGUUCGGGCGAUGUUAUUCCAGCUAAUGGCAGAACAGCACCAUGCGAAGACGUCCAAAUCAUCUCACCACCUUCUGUCCACGAAAUGCCUAACCAAAACCGACCAGAUGAAAGGGAAUUGGAAAGGGCAAAUUCUGAUCGUAUCUCGGCUUAUGUUAUUCCAGCUAAUGGCAGAACAUCACUAUACAGAGUAGUCCAAAUAGCCCCACCGUCUGCAGUUCACAACGAGCAUAGCAGAAACCGACCAGACGGAAUAGAAACAAGAAAUUCUGAUUGUAGUUCGGGUUACGAAGAAGUCCAAACCUUAUCACUGCCAGGCUACACCCAGCUUGACAGAAACUGA
Paramuricea clavata is the source of this 2148-nucleotide messenger RNA. Lineage: Eukaryota; Metazoa; Cnidaria; Anthozoa; Malacalcyonacea; Plexauridae. The record is from the annotation of a GenBank genome assembly.